AUGCCGUUUAUGAGAGGAGCUGCACCGAUUCGACGGACAUUGGGUUACUUGGAGAAGAGCAAUCUCCUCCUCAAGGAGAAUGUUCGGAUUGUGAUGUUCAACUUCAACACGGAAGGGAAACCCAGUGAUGGAACCAGGUCAGCUAUUUUUGCUGAUGGCUCCAAAUUAGUGAUGGACGUAGACAGUCAGAAGAAAGAUACCAUCUAUGAACAAGUCCGGAAGAUUUUCUGUAAAUCUGAUGAGGUUUUGCAAAAAGAAGCUGUUGCCAAGGAGAAGAAGAGUAACCCGGCCAGUUUUGGUUACAUGUGUGUCCAUGAGUGUAUGUGUGAGAUUCCAGGCCAGGCCCCCUGCCCGGCCUACGUAGUGCCCCCCAAGGAGCAGCGAGGAAAGUUCAAAUUUUUACAUAAAGAUGUUGAGGAUUAG
Candidula unifasciata is the source of this 423-nucleotide messenger RNA. The record is from the annotation of a GenBank genome assembly. Lineage: Eukaryota; Metazoa; Mollusca; Gastropoda; Stylommatophora; Geomitridae.